Pieris macdunnoughi is the source of this 2244-nucleotide messenger RNA. The record is from the annotation of a GenBank genome assembly. Lineage: Eukaryota; Metazoa; Arthropoda; Insecta; Lepidoptera; Pieridae.
AUGAGUCGUUUUACUUCUGAUGGUUUUUUAUAUACACUGUCAUCAAAUUCCUCAAACGGAACCGAUGAUGAGGGUUGUAUGUUAUGGAAUUCAACACAAAAUGUGAUAAUUACUGGAGCAUACAAUGGAAUUCCGCAGACCUUGAUUUUAAAUGUCAUAUCAUGGGUUUGUUUAAUUUUAUUAUUCUCUGUAUUGCGCCGUACAGCAUGGAAUUAUGGACGUAUGGCACUAGUGCAACGAUCGAAGAAUCGCUGGACGAACCUUUUCUACCGUGGCGGCGAUGAUGACGCGCUUGUUGAUCGACGUCGCAAUACCGAUGAGUCUCUCAAUAUUGAUGAAGGUUUCUUCACGUGGCUUCCGGCUGUGUUCCGUCUCACUCGCGAACAAGUGCUUGCAAAGUGUGGCCCAGAUGCUGUACAUUAUCUCUCAUUCCAACGCCAUGCUAUAACACUUAUGUUAAUUGUCACUUUAGUUUCUAUUGGUAUUAUUUUGCCAAUAAACUUUCAAGGAACAAAUUUGCAAGUUGAUGCAAGCACAUUCAGUAGAACUACUUUGUCAAACCUUACAGGUACAUCUUAUUGGCUAUGGGUUCAUACUUUGAUAAGCAUCUCAUUUUUGCCAGUAUCUGUAUUGAUAAUGAGAAGAUGUACAGGAAGAAAACCUGUUCCUACAUCCAUGACUGGAACAAUAAUGAUAACAAAUAUCUCCAGAGCAGAUAGAAAUGAAGCAACAAUAAGAGCUUACUUCGCCCACAAUUUCCCACAUAUACAAAUUGUGGACCUAAAAAUGGCAUUCAAUGUAAAUAAACUAAUUGAUGUACAAGAGAGGAAAGAAAUGGUUUCUGAAGCUUUAGUUUACACAGACACUUAUUUUAAGAAAACUGGGAAAAGAAUAACAGUGCGCCCCCAACUCUGUGGACCUGAUGUUGAUGCCCUUGAGUACUACACAAAUGAAGAAAAGCGUUUGAAGGAUGAAUCAAAAAGGUGUAGGGCCAUAGUACUCAAUGAUCCAUUGGGUAUAGCUUUCUUAACUUUACCCUCUUAUCAAUUAGCUGAGCAUGUUAUUACCAAUUUUAGUUUGCAUCGAGGUUGGGUUCUGACUCAUGCAACAAAUCCAUCUGACAUAAUUUGGGAAAACCUUAGUGUUCAGCCAGGAGUGUGGUAUGUCAAGGCCAUUGCUGUUAAUUUUUGCCUGUUUAUUGUUUUGUUCUUUUUGACAACUCCAGCUUUUAUUGUAAAUUUAGUGAAGAAUGUUUUAGUUAAACCAGAGUCAGUAAGCAAAUUUAAUAGCCUUAUUUUGGAUUUUCUGCCUACUUUAUUACUCUGGACUAUGGCAGCUGUGAUGCCUGCACUGGUUUCCUUUUCUGAUAAAUUUUUAUCCCAUUGGACAAGAUCACAGCAGAAUUAUUCUAUAAUGACAAAAACUGUAACAUAUCUACUACUCAUGACUUUAAUAUUACCUUCCUUGGGAUUGGCUAGUGCAGAUGCUUUAUUCCGCUGGACAUUGCACCACGUCAAUCAGACAAUGCGCUGGGAUUGCGUGUUUUUACCCGAUAAAGGCGCAUUCUUUGUAAAUUAUGUAAUAACCUCAGGGUUCAUCGGCACUUCACUUGAACUGGUUCGCUUUCCUGAACUAUUUCUUUAUGUAUGGUAUCUUAUGCAAUCGAAAUCAAAAGCUGAAAAAAGUUACGUAAAAAAAGCGAUUUUGUAUGAAUUCCCCUUUGGAGUCCAUUACGCUUGGAGUCUAGCAAUCUUUUCUAUAACAAUGGUGUACAGUCUUGCAUGCCCUUUGGUUUCUCCAUUUGGACUAAUUUACUUUAUUUUGAAACACAUUGGCGACAAACAUAAUUUGUACUUUGCUUAUGGUCCAAGUGACAUGAGUGGAGUUGGCGGAGGUCGUAUUCAUUCGACAGCCGUGCGACUUAUACGAAUCGCAGUGUUACUUUUACUUAUUAAUAUGGCUGCGUGGGCGGGUUUGCGAGCAGGCUUCGAAGCUCGUACAAUAAUUCUUAUUAUGGCAUCUAUUGUCACAUUUGGGACGUUUUUAUUGCUUAGCCCAUUCCCUAGUUGCACACCACCAGCACCUCUGCAAGAAGAAUCCAGUGUCACCCCUAAGGAAUACGUGGCUCCCGUACUAUUACGACCGAUUGAUACAACCCCUGUGUCAACGCCAUCUACUCCAGAUUAUGGAGCUUCCUCACCAGUAGUGAAUCUUGCCUAUAACCCAGAUACCAUAAAUAUAUAA